Molecule: messenger RNA, 1695 nt
Organism: Rhineura floridana
Lineage: Eukaryota; Metazoa; Chordata; Lepidosauria; Squamata; Rhineuridae
Product: sulfotransferase 6B1-like
Exons: 7
Coding region: 247-1167 (306 amino acids)
Biological process (GO): sulfation
Cellular component (GO): cytoplasm
Molecular function (GO): sulfotransferase activity
Source: RefSeq, a predicted model, not a curated record
CACUAAAAGAUUAAGUAAUUCUUAAUUCCUGAAGCCGUAAAUUCAGUUUAAGUUUACAAGUUAAAGGCAUAUAUGACACUUUAGCGUGAGAACUCUUGUGAUUCAGAAUUGCUUCCUAUUUUGCAAUAUCCUUUUAUUGGGCAAGAACGUAGCCUGCAAGACUCUCACCUCUCAUCUGGUCACGCAAAGCUGAAUGUGCCUUUUAAAAGAGAAGGCAACGAGACGGAGGCAGCCAGCAAGCAUAACAUGGCCCAGAAAAAGAGCAGUUUCGUGGAACUCAUAGAUAAUUUUUUUGCUGCCAAUCAAGAGAAUGAGAAUGAAGAGCUGCUGUUUACUUUCCGAGGAGUGUUAUAUCCUAAUCGCCUUUGUAGUGCCAAGACCUUUGAAGCACUGGAAACCAUGGAAGCUAGGAAGGAUGAUAUACUGAUAGUGGCUUAUCCAAAAUGUGGUACUAACUGGGCACUCAAAAUUGUAAAUGACAUGAUAGCCGCAGUUCCAAGUUCCAAGGAUUUACCACCUCCAGAAAACUUCCAAAUGCUGGAAUUUGGACCCCCCACAAAAGUUCAGGACAUGAAAAACCAGCCUUCUCCUCGUGUUUAUUGUACUCAUCUCCAUUAUGAUAACAUUCCCAAAUCUUUUAUUGAGAAUAAGGUGAAGAUGCUGGUAAUAUUACGAAAUCCCAAAGAUGCUGCUGUAUCCUAUUACCAUUUUUAUAACAAAAACCCUGUCCUUCCAAAUGCCAGCUCCUGGGAUGAUUUUUUUCAAAAGUUCAUGAGUGGUGAAGUUGGUUGGAAAUCCUACUUUGACCAUGCUCUUGCUUGGGACCGACAUAUGGAUGAAGAAAAUAUCAUGCUCAUCACAUAUGAAGAGCUGAAACAAAAUCUUUAUGAAGGAGUGAAGCAAAUAGCUGACUUUUAUGAACUGCCUCUGUCUGAUGAGACGCUUAACGCUAUUGCAGACAACACUCCUUUCCAAGCAAUGAGCAAUAAAUCCCAAGAAACACAUGGUCAAUUUGCUCCUAUUCUUUUCAGGAAAGGUGUUGUGGGUGACUGGAAGACUUUGUUCACUGAAGCCCAGAGCCAGGAAAUGGAUGCAAAAUUUGAAGAGUGUUUAGCUGGAACUAAACUGGGUGCAAAGCUAAAAUAUGACAAAUACUGUAAAUUUUAAAUCUUGGAUUUGGAAGUCAUUGUCUUAAGCCCUUUAGUUAAGAAUAAAUUUAUUUGUUCAUAGAUGAUUAUUCAGAUGCAAAAUACAUCAUUGAUUACACAUUUACUACAUGCGGCUUAUUUCACAGUGGCACAUUUUUGGAAGGACCAAGAAUAUUGGUAUAAGCUGGUUUGGAAUGAAGCAUUGUUAGAUAAACUAUAUAAGCUGGUUUGGAAUGAAGCAUUGUUAGAUAAACUAACACAAAAACUCAGAGUCUCUAGUGGUCAAAGUAAAAGAGAUAUAUGCCAUGUCUUUGCUUGCUGCCAGAUUUGUCAAAUCACAAGAGAAAAAGCCAUUGAACUUUCUACAGAGCUGCCACUAGUCCUUUCAGACCACACAGGCAGGCUUCUCCUGGAGUCAGUGAGCCUGUACACAAACCCAAGUAUCUAUUGCUAAACUAUCACCACUACAUGGGGGACUUCAGUGCAUGAGGGGCUUCAGUAUUUGAAUGGUGUUCAACUUCACAUUAAAAAACUUACAUGUAGAAAA